UUCCUGUUAACAAAACCUGCCAAAACUACAGGUCCGCAACAAUAACAACAACAACGAAAUACACACAAAAUAAAUUUUUGGUGUCGAGUGCUGCAGCAAACUUUAGUACUUUACAUACCAAUGCAUGUGUGUUUGUGUCUGUGUGUACGUGCAAAAUACUUGGCGAUUUAAGUAGAAUAUGCAACGCUUAUAAAUAAUUGUUUGUAUGUUUGUUUGUCAUUUGUUGAGCUUGCUCGUUUGCAUGCGGUGAAAGUAAAGCAAUUUGCUUAAUUAAUUGCACGCAAGAAUUUAUAUAAAGUUACCAAACCAGAAGAUUCUUCACAGUGUGCCAAGCAAAAGCAAGUCGAGUGCCAGAAUUAUUUCUAAAGGUACAAAUUAUGAAGCAAGGCAACAAAAUGCUGCAUCGAAUGACACUGUAAGCUGCGAGUUACACGAACUAGCGCGCAAAUAUGCCCAUACGCCACAAUUGGGAUACAGAUCGAGUGGGCGUAGCACAUUUGGCAGGCGCCCUGAGUCCACUCUGCAUAACCGAUUCCAAUCAUGAGAUUUUGCGGCCAAAGCCUCGUCGGCCGCCCAACUUUGCCGGCCAGCAGCAGCAGCCACCGACCCAGACAACAGGCUUGCCACCAGUAGCGCUGCAAGCGCAGUUGCAAACAGCAGCAGCAUCUACAUCCCAGCAACAGCUGCCGUUGAAUGGACUGCAAGUUGGAGGUGGAGUCGCCGUGGCAACGCCAGCGCCUAGAAUACUCAAGGAACUGGCGCAGCAGCCUAACAAGGCCACUCCUAUGCCGCUGCUAAGCAGUCCUCUGCCCCAGCAACAGCAGGCGCAGCCACAACAAUUGACUUCGCCUACGGGUAAAGGCAACUUGGCGCAGCGUUCGGUUGCUGGCCCCGCGCGUCUAACAGUGCAGAGCACGCCCGUUAAAUCGCAGCCAGCGCAGCUGAGUGGCAGUCUGCAAAGCUCGCCCAAUCGACCCACUUUGGGCAUACCGACAGCGGUGACGCCAGGGUAGCCAAGGCCACG
Messenger RNA from Drosophila busckii, 1024 nucleotides. Its product is annotated as bromodomain-containing protein 4-like. The transcript is spliced from 3 exons. The record is from RefSeq and is a predicted model, not a curated record. The coding region runs from base 450 to 1013 and encodes 187 amino acids. NCBI's taxonomy places the organism in Eukaryota, Metazoa, Arthropoda, Insecta, Diptera, Drosophilidae.